Messenger RNA from Neomonachus schauinslandi (Hawaiian monk seal), 717 nucleotides. RefSeq names its product synapse differentiation inducing 1 like (gene SYNDIG1L). The transcript has 3 exons. Bases 1 to 717 code for a protein of 238 amino acids. Gene Ontology annotation, cellular component: membrane; intracellular membrane-bounded organelle. Lineage: Eukaryota; Metazoa; Chordata; Mammalia; Carnivora; Phocidae. The record is from RefSeq and is a predicted model, not a curated record.
AUGGAGAGUCUGAGUGAACUUCAGAACCCUCUGCUGCCUCGGAGCCCCGCCCCGCUGCAUGGCCGCUACCCCUACCCCGAGGCUUCGCCCAGCUGGUCAUGCCAGGAGAAGCUCUACUCCUACCUCCUGGGUGGUGCUGGCUCUGCUCGCACCCACCAGCUCCUGGACCCGGGGUCCCUGCAGCUGGCCGUGGAGGCCUGGUACAGGCCCAGCUGCCUCCUGGGGAGGGACAAGGUCAAGGAGCCCAGGGCAAGCAGCUGUGAGACCAGCUUCACAGAGAACAGGGAGCUCCAGGCUGGGCCCGCGGAGCAGUCCACAGAACCUGGCCAAGUAGAAGAGGAUAUCACCAUCCAGACCGUGUCCUACGGGGUUCAAGAGGAGCUGCAGGGCCAGGAGAACGACCAGGAGGAGGAGGAGAGUGAUGUGACCUCCACAGACAGUGAAAGUGAAGACAACUUCGUGGCGCUGCCCCCCAGGGACCACCUGGGCCUUACUAUCUUCUCCAUGCUCUGCUGCUUCUGGCCCCUGGGCAUCGCUGCCUUCUACUUCUCCCAGGGGACCAGCAAGGCCAUCUCCAAGGGAGACUUCCGCCUGGCCAGCACCACCUCCCGCAGGGCCCUCUUCCUGGCCACACUCUCCAUCGCCGUGGGCGCCGGUCUCUAUGUGGCUGUGGUGGUGGCUCUGGCAGCUUACAUGUCCCAGAAUGGCCAUGGCUAG